Molecule: messenger RNA, 648 nt
Organism: Hippocampus comes (tiger tail seahorse)
Lineage: Eukaryota; Metazoa; Chordata; Actinopteri; Syngnathiformes; Syngnathidae
Gene: sdhaf4
Product: succinate dehydrogenase complex assembly factor 4
Exons: 3
Coding region: 59-361 (100 amino acids)
Biological process (GO): mitochondrial respiratory chain complex II assembly
Cellular component (GO): mitochondrion
Source: RefSeq, a predicted model, not a curated record
AUUUGACACAGCGUCACAACAGCAAUUGUGUAAUUGUCCAGACAUAGGAAGGUAACAGAUGUCUCGCUCACUGUCAUCUGUUUCCAGCUGCAAAUAUUUAUUUUCAAAGAGUCUUAUCUCGGGAUCGCCAUUGUUAGGAUGGUUCCGGUUCGCCAGUGGUGCAGUAAAAGAUCGAGCACCUCUGAAAAAAGCUACAACUCCCCAGGGACGGUUUGACAAGGACGAGGAGAAAACCAAGGAUGUUCUGGAGAGGUUUCCUGAGGAUGUGAAUCCUGUGACAAAGGAAAAGGGAGGUCCCCGAGGUCCAGAGCCCACCCGCUAUGGAGACUGGGAGAGGAAGGGUCGCUGUGUGGACUUCUAGUUCACUGCCUAAGUUGUACAGUCGUGCACCUGAAAAUUAUCAAUUUGAAUGUUGUUCAUUUGGUAUGUCUGCAAUGUUGUGUUAAGAUCAGACAGUGAGGAAAAUACAAUGUUUCUGAGUGGUCAAUCAAAAUCCAACCAAGGACACAAAGGAGGUCUGCCUCGAGUCUUGUGGCUUUGGUGGCACUUAGAAGCAGUUAAAAACAGAGAUCCUCUUCAAAUUUUUCAACACAAUCCUUACCCACUUUUCCAAAGCCAGUUCCAAUAAAGUUAUCCAUCCAUCCAUCA